Aspergillus campestris IBT 28561 is the source of this 2640-nucleotide messenger RNA. RefSeq names its product DNA ligase (ATP) CDC9. The record is from RefSeq and is a predicted model, not a curated record. Gene Ontology annotation, cellular component: nucleus; mitochondrion. Gene Ontology annotation, biological process: DNA repair; DNA recombination; DNA biosynthetic process. The transcript has 3 exons. Lineage: Eukaryota; Fungi; Ascomycota; Eurotiomycetes; Eurotiales; Aspergillaceae. Gene Ontology annotation, molecular function: DNA binding; DNA ligase (ATP) activity; ATP binding. The coding region runs from base 1 to 2640 and encodes 879 amino acids.
AUGGCCGAAAAUAAGGGCCGCAAACAAGCUACAUUGGGGUAUGCUCGGGACCCCCAGCUGACUCUCGGGAGGUUCUUUGGUUCCAAUGCCGAUGGGCCCAAAGAUGCCCCCAAGAAGCAAUCUACUCUGUCUUUCGGAGGGAAAGGCAAAUCGCAGAAGGACAUAGCCGACGCUGAAAACCAAUCGCCCGAGGAUAAGCAGCACGACGAUGACGUGGAGAUGAAGGACUCGGACAGUUCGAAACCGAGUGCAUCGUCAGCACCCGAAGACGACAAUGCGCCAAAAGAUGAACAGGAGGUGAAGGAGGAAAGCGACGAGGAGGAUGUUCAACCUGCGCCAAAGAGACGACGCAAGAGCCCGGACGCUGGAGCUCAGACUUCCCGAAAGAACAAAGCCCCGUCGCCGAAGAAAUCCAAGACUGCCGCAGCCCCGGUUAAGGCGAGCCCGCCGUCCCCGGUCAAGAAGGAAGCCGUACCAGAGAUCGAGAGCGAUAAAUCCGAACAAGAAGAGGCUCUAUCUGCGGCUGAGGAGGAAGAGGAUGACAAACCCGAACUGAUGAAGAAGACAAUCGAAAAAGUACAAGAGACUUUGAAAGCGACUGGACAAGAGCCUUAUCCGGAUUGGAAACCUGGCGCGCCUGUCCCGUAUGCGGCGCUUUGCACAACCUUCUCCCUCAUUGAGAUGACUACGAAACGUCUAAUCAUCCUGGCUCAUUGCUCGCUGUUCCUCCGACAAGUUCUUCGCCUGACACCCCAAGAUCUGCUCCCGACGGUUCAACUCAUGAUCAAUAAACUAGCUGCGGAUUAUGCCGGAAUUGAGCUGGGAAUUGGCGAGUCAUUGAUCAUGAAAGCUAUCGGUGAGAGCACCGGGCGAAGCUUGGCUGUGAUCAAGACCGACCAGCAUGAGAUUGGUGAUUUGGGGUUGGUGGCUGCCAAGAGUCGAUCGAACCAGCCGACCAUGUUCAAACCGAAGGCUCUGACGGUCAGGGGUGUGCACGAAGGUCUCCUGACCAUCGCCAAAACCGGAGGACAUGGUUCCCAAGAGAAGAAGGUGUCCGGAAUCAAAAAGCUUCUUUCUGCCGCGGACGCGGAAAGCGCUGGAAAGGGCAGCAAGGGCAUUGAUAUCACAAAGGAUAAGGGUGGGCCCAGUGAGGCAAAGUUUAUUGUCCGGUUUCUUGAAGGGAAAUUGAGACUUGGACUGGCGGAGAGGACCGUUCUAGUCGCGCUUGCUCAGGCGGUGGUAGCACAUGAGGCGGCCGUCAACGGCGAAAAGAGCCCUUCGGCUGAAAAGAUUACUGAGGGGGAAGCGAUCCUGAAAACGGUAUACAGCGAAUUGCCUGCAUACGAGGUUAUCAUCCCCGCUAUUCUUGAACAUGGUUUGGCCAAUUUGGGUAAGGUUUGCAAGUUGCAGCCUGGUAUCCCCAUCAAACCCAUGCUCGCGAAGCCGACCAAGUCUAUUACCGAAGUGCUCGAUCGCUUCGAAGGGAAAGACUUCACGUGCGAAUACAAGUACGAUGGCGAACGAGCCCAGAUUCACUACGUUGCCCCUGAGGCCGUGCAACACUACCCAGGUGCGACGGCCACUCUUCAGAAGGAUAGCAAAGGGCUCAGUGCCAUCUUCUCCCGAAACUCGGAAGACUUGUCGAAAAAGUACCCUGACGUGCUGGAGAAACUUAAUGCUUGGAUCAAGGGCGGGGUCAAGAGUUUUGUGCUGGACUGCGAAACGGUUGCCUGGGACACGGUCAAUAAAAAGGUCCUCCCAUUCCAGCAGCUGAUGACUCGAAAGCGAAAGGAUGUCAAGGCGGAGGACGUCAAGGUCAAAGUGUGCGUCUUUGCAUUUGACCUCCUGUUCCUUAAUGGAGAGCCGACAGUGAAGAAGUCCCUACGGGAGCGUCGAGAGCUCCUACACGAGUCAUUCAACAUCAUGGAAGGAGAAUUCCAAUUCGCGCAAUACGGCAACACAAGCUCCGUCGACGAGAUCCAAACCCUCCUCGACGAAAGCGUCAAAGCCUCCUGCGAAGGCCUCAUGGUAAAAAUGCUAGACACAGAAGAAAGCGGCUACGAGCCCAGCAAACGAAGCCGAAACUGGCUCAAGGUCAAAAAAGACUACCUCGCCGGCGUAGGCGACUCCCUCGACCUAGUCGUCCUGGGCGCCUACCACGGACGAGGAAAACGCACCUCCGUCUACGGCGCAUUCCUCCUCGCCGCCUACAACACCAACACCCAGACCUACGAAACAAUCUGCAACAUCGGCACGGGCUUCUCCGAAGCCGCCCUCGAAGAAAUCUACAAGGCCCUCUCCCCGCUCGUCAUCGACCGCCCAAAGCCAUUCUACUCGCACUCCACCGUCCCCAAGGACCAGCCCGACGUGUGGCUCGAGCCGCGCUUCGUAUGGGAAGUCAAAACAGCAGACCUGACCCUCAGCCCGCGGUACCAAGCCGCAGCGGACGAAUUCGUCGGCACAACCGGCGGAGGAAAGGGCGUCUCGCUUCGCUUCCCGCGGUUCAUCAAAGCCCGCGAUGACAAGAAGCCCGACGAGGCGACUUCCACGCGAGCGGUGGCGGAGAUGUAUCGGAAGCAGGAGGCCGUGCUGAAGGAGAACGCGGGGAAGAAGGGUGUGGAUGAUGAUUUUGAAUAUUAA